This is a messenger RNA of Pseudozyma flocculosa PF-1, 2352 nucleotides long. RefSeq lists its product as uncharacterized. NCBI's taxonomy places the organism in Eukaryota, Fungi, Basidiomycota, Ustilaginomycetes, Ustilaginales, Ustilaginaceae. Gene Ontology annotation, biological process: RNA processing. Gene Ontology annotation, cellular component: nucleus. The record is from RefSeq and is a predicted model, not a curated record. The transcript is spliced from 11 exons. The coding region runs from base 1 to 2352 and encodes 783 amino acids. Gene Ontology annotation, molecular function: RNA binding.
AUGUCAUCCAACGGCAGAGACAGGCCCCAUGCCGACCCUCCGGCAGACUACAGCGCGUACGGCUACGCCGAUGACCCGGACCGAGACAACGACCACAGCUACCACGACAGAGACGAUCCAUCCUCAUCCCGCAUCUCGUCCUCCCGUCAGGGCGACCUGGCCUACCGCCGGGACCGUGGAUUGUACCGCGACUAUGACGACCCUCGCUUCGACGACGACGACCGCUACCGCCACGCACGUGCCGCCCACCACCGCAGCGCCGUGCCGUUCCAGGAUGAUCGCCGGCCCCAUUCCCGACCGCUCGCGCCCGCCAAGGUGCGGGACGGCUCGCCCGGAGAUUCGCCGCCUCCGGACGAGGACUUGCUCGCCUACCUCCGUUCCCAGCAGGACGCAGCUGCCUCUUCGUCGUCCAAGCUGGAUCCAGACGUCGAAAGGCUCAAGCUCGAGCGCUUCCAGCAGGGCGCUUCCGCCAAGAAGUCGAGGUACCAGCGGGAAAAGGAAGAGGCAGAAAGGAAAAAGAAGCAAGGCGAAGAAGACGCGGCAAAGGCCUACAAAGACUUCCUCGUGGCCAUGGAGGGUCACGACGACGGGCACGGCGGCGACGCAGCGGCAGCAGCAGGCGGCCAACGGACCAAGCCGCGCGGGUUCGUCAGUGCAGGAGGCCAGGCCGUUUAUCAGGGAUCCCGCCCGGCCCCACCGCCGAGGGCGGCUGCGUCCAAGAAGCCGUCUCUGGCCGACUUUGGCGAUGAGCCCGAAGACGAAGCGCAGGUCGAGAAGCCGAAGCGGGAGCCGCCGGGCAAGAAGAAGCGGGCCAUGGACGACUUUCUCGGGGAGCUGCAGAGAGACCAAGCCGACCGGGAAAAGCGCCUGCGCGCCAAGGUCGGAGAGGGAGGCUCGAUCUCGUCGCUGCUCGCUCUCGAGGGCCAAUACGUCGGCUCGCGCCACCUGGGCGAUCCGAUGACGACCAAUGUCUGCGUCAUGAACCUGCCAGCCAACGUCAGCGAGGACUCGUUGGGCGAGUUCUUUGCUCAGUGGGGCGAUGUCGGCACGGUCAAGAUCAUGUGGCCGCGCGGUGACGAGGCUUUUGGCGGUGCAGGUGCCGGCAUCACGAACCUGCGCAAGGAUCGCUCGGCCGGCCUCACUGGCUUUGUGGCCUACAUGAGCCGCCAGGACGCCGAGUACGCGAUCAAAGAGACCGAUGGCAUCCGAUGGGGUGGCUCGCUGCUCAAGACCGGGUGGAGCAAGGCGAUGCCGCUGCCCCCUCGCGCGCAGUACAAAGCAGCUGCUCCGGCCUCGUCUGCUCGACACGCACUCGCUCCCACCGACGGCCCGCCACACCUGCGCGCCCAGGGGCCCAGCGGACCCAAGGGCGGGUCGCGGAUUGUCGUCAAGCCGCGCAGGCCAGCCCGUACCGACCGCUCUCCCUCGCCGCGGAGCGUCGUGAGGACUGCCCUCGACGACCAGGAGAGCCUGCGCCGACGCAUCGAGACCGUCGCCGCUCGUGUCAAGGAAGGCGGGCAGCGGCUCGAGGACAGCAUCCGCGAGAAUGUCCAGAGAGACCCGACCUACGCCUUUGUCUGCGAUGGCGAGUCGAACGCGCACCACUACUAUCGCAUGUGCCUGGAUUCUCACUACCAGCCGGACCUGCCCGCCCGGCCAUUCACUGACGAGGGCUACGACUCGCUCUAUUCGACCGACACGGGUGAAGAGUCCGAGGACGAACGGAUGCGACGGCUCCGGCGGGGCACGACGCUCGGGCCCCUGGCGCGGCGGCGCUUCGAGGCCAUGCUGCGUGGUCUGACGCCGCGCCGCGAGAGGAUCGCCAAAGUCACCGCGUUUGCCAUCGAGCACGCCUCGGCCGCCGACUCGAUUGCGACGACGCUCUGCGCCUCAUUGCUGGUCGGCUCGACGCCGGUGCCGCGCAAGAUGGCCCGGCUGCACGCCAUCUCGGACAUUCUGCACAACUCGGCGGCACCGGUGCCCAACGCCUGGAAGUACCGCUCGAUGUUCGAGGUGCGGCUGCCCGCCGUCUUCCGACACUUGCGGCAGGUGCGACUGUCGUUCCCAGGCAGGAUGAAGCAGGAGGGGUUCAGGCGACAGGUCGAAAUGGUGCUCGAGGUGUGGGAGGACUGGCUCGUCUUCCCCAGCGAGAGCCUUGAGAGGCUGCGGACGGAGUUUGAGCACGGCGGCGCGGAAGAGGCCGUCGUCGGCGAGGCGGAUCGGGGGAAAGCGGCAGGGAUGCCGGCCGAAGAGGUGGACCUGGACGGCGAGGAUCUGGACGGCGAGGCGAUGCCCGGUGCGGACAAGGGCACGGCCGUCGACGAAGAGGAUCUCGACGGCGAGGCAAUGUGA